This is a messenger RNA of Gasterosteus aculeatus aculeatus (three-spined stickleback), 1991 nucleotides long. It is a transcript of the gene mnd1, whose product is annotated as meiotic nuclear divisions 1 homolog (S. cerevisiae). Gene Ontology annotation, cellular component: nucleus. Gene Ontology annotation, biological process: reciprocal meiotic recombination. The record is from RefSeq and is a predicted model, not a curated record. Gene Ontology annotation, molecular function: double-stranded DNA binding. NCBI's taxonomy places the organism in Eukaryota, Metazoa, Chordata, Actinopteri, Perciformes, Gasterosteidae.
UUGAUAGUGCUCUCAGAGACAACCGACGCUUACCUUCAUGUUAGUAUUAUCAAGCUAGCUCCGAGCUAACGAGAGCGUCAGUUAAGACGUUAAGAUGCUAACACGUCCGAUAUUAAAGUUACACACUUGUCAACAACGGUCGUGAUUUCACGAUGUAUAUAGAUUACUUUAAUUGGCGUGGUUGUUACCCUUGUUUCAUUAAUGGGAGGGCAUGUCUCUGAUCUGCAGCCUCGUCAGUCUGUAUAUUACAAUAAGCUUUCGGUCAAUUAGCCAUUAGCCUGCAGCACCAAUAAUACGUCAUAAGGUCAUACGCAAUUACGUCAUGUGUAAUAUCUCGCCGAGUGCAGUGUUGCCCAGUGGUGUCUGUGGCGACCCGAAGCUGUGUACAUCAACAACAGGGAAGAUCACACGUCAAUCAAUCCGUCGCACUGUGUUUACUGUAACUUCAGUAUGGUGGCAUGUUGGUAGCUGACGUUAUGUUAAAUCUGUCCCAGUCAAAGAAGAAAGGACUCAGUUUGGAGGAGAAGAGAACUCGCAUGAUGGAGAUUUUCUUUGAAACGAAAGAUGUGUUUCAGCUGAAGGACAUUGAGAAGAUCGCCCCGAAGACGAAGGGAAUAACUCCGAUGUCGGUGAAGGACGUUCUGCAGAGCCUGGUGGAUGACAACAUGGUGGACUGUGAGAGAGUGGGCACAUCAAACUACUACUGGGCCUUUCCCAGCAAGGCCCUGAACACUUGCAAGCACAAACUGGAGGAGCUGCAAACCCAGAUUUCUGAAGCGAAACAGCGGAAAGUCUCUGUGCAGAAAGCUGUGGAAAAAGCGACCGUGGGACGAGAAGAUACAGAGGAGAGAGGCGCUCUGCUGAAGGAGCUGCAGGCUCUGAAGGAGGAGCGAACUCGGCUGCAGGCCGAGCUGGAGAAGUACCGAGAGUGUGACCCCGAGGUCAUUGAGGACAUGAGAAAGUCAAAUGUUGUAGCAAAAGAGGCGGUUUCCCGGUGGACAGACAACGUUUUCGCCAUCAAGUCAUGGACGAAGAAGAAGUUCUCCUUUGACGACAGCCGCAUCGAUAAAGCCUUCGGGAUCCCCGAGGAUUUCGACUACAUGGACUGAAAGCUUUCUCUUUUAUCUCUUUUAUUAUUUUGUUCUACCAGAGCUCCUGGUCUCUGUAAGAUGAAUAAUCCGUGUUAAAGCUUCGGUUUGAAGCCGGCGUACCGGCUCUCGGCGGUCAUAGUUCACGUUCUCCAUGUUUCUGUCGUGGCUGCGGCAGACAAACUCCACCGGCCGAUGUGUUGCAACCAGAGAAGAGCAGCGGCGAGCAUGCGCGGCUGUGAGGGCAGAGGGGCUCCUGUGAGGAACACAACCUCCUAGACUGACUUCUGGGACACCUGUUUGCAUGAAAACUGAGAGCGCCACUUUGAUGAUGGAAAGUAAUCUACACUUGACACAUCUGUGGAGCCAACGGUCUGAUUCAAAUGGUUCGAGCAGAUGGUUUGGAAUCAAAUCGUUGGGCUUUUUUUUUUUUUUUUCCUGGGAGGAAAAAGGAGAAAUGUCUUUUGAGCCACAACAACCGCGGAUGUGUUUUAAAGAUACGUUACGCGUACAAAUGUUGUAAAUAUUCCAAGUGCGUUUUCUUUUUGCUGAACCUCCUUUUUACGUUGCCCCGAAUAAAAUCUCCAUUUCGAUUUGCACGAGCCGCUUUCUGCCGUUCAUUCUAAAACUUAGUGUGCAGUUUACAAACGUACAAACACGCGGCCUCCUUUCUUUUGUGUUCGCAAGUCUUUAGAAAUUUUCACCGAAACGUGAUGAAAUCUGUCACAAAAGCACAUUCCUUUUACGGCUGUGAACAAAAAAAGGAACCAGUUGUCAUGACAUGUCAAGUAAUGACUAUCGCUCUGCUUAUUUUCCUCCCUUUUCUUUCUCUGCCAGACCAGCGGGAAAAAAAACGGGUUUUGGGGUGUUGUGUGCAGAGUGUUUACUCAAUGACCUAGUUGA